AUGACUACGAUCCUCUUCGUUCCUGGUGCUUGGAUCACUCCGGCGUUCUAUCAGCCAUUUCUUCAGGCUCUUACGGACGCUCGCUAUGAUGUCCGCUAUGCCAAUUACCCCUCCUUAGACCCCAAGGAUCCAUCCGCCGCAGAUUGUCUAGCCGACACCAAGGCAAUUGCAUCCGUACUCACUCCCAUUGUGGAAGAUGAGUGCAAAGACGUCCUGGUUUUGAUGCAUUCCUAUGCUGGCAUGCCCGGCGCGGCGGCCGCUGCUGGGCUGGCCAAAUCACAGCGGGCGCAGAAGGGCAAAACAGGCGGGGUUAUUGGAUUACUGUUUCUCGGGGCUUUCGUUGUUCCCGAAAGCCUGAGCUGCGCCGGGCUCCAGGGUGGAAAUCUGCCGCCUUGGAUCUUGCUCGAUAACCCAUCGGCGAAUCUUAAUAUCCCCGACGACCCCGUCAAUAAUUUUGCCGCAGAUGUCGACCCGGGUUUAACGCAAUCCCUCGCCGCAAACAUUAAACCCCAUUCGACCUUGUCCUUCACUUCAUCCCAACCCUAUCCGGCCUGGGCGGAGGAGGCGUUCCAGGGGCGGUUGGCCUUUAUUGUUACCACGGAAGAUCGUGCGGUGCCGAAGGAGGCGCAGUAUGGUAUGAUGGCUGCUACCCAGCAACCAUGGAUCGUUAAGGAAAUUCCGUCCAGCCAUUGUGGGCCUUUCCUGGACCGGAUCGACAAGACUGAGGGACGUGGAAUUCUGGCCGUUAGGGUUCUCAGCGCAGACCACCGAGAUCCGCCCGCGAUGGGGACACCAACCAUGCAAAAACCUCGUUGCUCGGUAGAUGGAAAACCACCUAGACUAGGAAGGCGCGGCAGUCCGACAACAAUUGGCGUAUUCCUCGUACUUUUGCUGGGCGGCCGUGAGCUCGGUCUUAGCAAUAUCUGA
Aspergillus tanneri is the source of this 927-nucleotide messenger RNA. Its product is annotated as alpha/beta hydrolase. The transcript has 3 exons. The record is from RefSeq and is a predicted model, not a curated record. The coding region runs from base 1 to 927 and encodes 308 amino acids. NCBI's taxonomy places the organism in Eukaryota, Fungi, Ascomycota, Eurotiomycetes, Eurotiales, Aspergillaceae.